This is a messenger RNA of Mobula hypostoma (lesser devil ray), 5080 nucleotides long. Its product is annotated as sphingosine 1-phosphate receptor 3. The transcript has 2 exons. The record is from RefSeq and is a predicted model, not a curated record. Lineage: Eukaryota; Metazoa; Chordata; Chondrichthyes; Myliobatiformes; Myliobatidae. Gene Ontology annotation, biological process: regulation of metabolic process; adenylate cyclase-activating G protein-coupled receptor signaling pathway. Gene Ontology annotation, cellular component: cytoplasm; plasma membrane. Gene Ontology annotation, molecular function: sphingosine-1-phosphate receptor activity. The coding region runs from base 695 to 1810 and encodes 371 amino acids.
AGCAGACUUUCACAUUAGUCACUCCAGUCUGAGGGUGAUUGAAGAAAACUGCAGCAAGCUGUGGGAGCUGAACAACACUGACUUUCACAAGGAUUAGACGACAAAGCGUAUGGUUAAAAAGUUUGAGAUAUAACACUGCCAGAAAGUAGCAGAGGAAACUGUAACAGCUUGCUGAAGAGAAUGAGCAGGAAGUGGUAUUAGCAAAGGAACAAUGAAGAACAUAACCUGAGUACAUUUGCCAUACUAGGGGAAGGUGCAUUGUGAAUCUAUAGCCUCAAGCCCAGAAAAGCAACUUGAUAAAGCAAAAGCAAAAAUAUUGGAAGAUCGUACCAAUUCACUCCAGAAAUUGCCUGUGACAUUCCUUGUGGAAUUUUGAAGAAGUGUAUCGGAAAGGUAAAAUGAGGGGGCUGUUUGUUAAUUUGACACAAGAAGAAGAUUAUUCUAAGAAAAUAAUGAAAUGAUAACUCAGAACUCAACCAUUAAUAACAAUUGAUAAAGAAAUGAGCAGCAAGUGAGUUGCCCUCUCCAGUCUCCAGCUUCAACUUGUUAAAAGUAAGCUACAAAACCUGGAAAAUGAUGUGAAAGCACGAGAGAAAAUCAUCUCGAGGAUUUCUUCAGCUGACGGCAUUAAUAAUGGCACAAAGUCGCCACCUAGUGGACAAGUUCUAACAGUACAAGUACCUACAACUCCAGCAUGUCUUUAAUAGCUUUUCCAAAUGAAGUGGUCAACGGCUGUGUCAGAACGGAGCUCAUUGAGCGACACUAUAACUACACAGGGAAAUUCAACAAAAGGAGAAACCCCACUGAUGUCAUGGACCUAACCACAGUAGCCUUUCUGAUCAUCUGCAGCUUCAUAGUGCUUGAAAACCUCAUGGUUCUCCUGGCCAUUUGGAAGAACAACAAGUUUCAUAACCGCAUGUACUACUUCAUUGGUAAUCUAGCCCUGUCUGAUUUGCUGGCGGGAAUAGCCUACAAAGUGAAUAUCCUCAUGUCUGGAGAGAAGACCUAUGGACUCACACCAACUGUAUGGUUUAUUAGGGAAGGAAGCAUGUUUGUAGCAUUGGGAGCGUCCACCUUUAGCUUAUUGGCAAUAGCAAUUGAAAGGCACAUGACGAUGAUAAAGAUGAGACCCUAUGAUUCUAGCAAAAAGCACAGAGUGUUUCUCCUCAUUGGUGCCUGUUGGCUGAUCUCCAUUUUAUUUGGUGCCUUGCCUAUCCUUGGCUGGAACUGUAUCUGCAAUUUUUCAGAUUGUUCCACAGUCCUGCCCCUUUAUUCCAAAACAUACGUUGUCUUCUGUAUAAGCAUCUUCAGUGCAAUUUUGCUGGCCAUUGUAAUACUUUAUGCUCGUAUUUAUAUAUUGGUCAAGUCAAGUAGCCGCAAAGUUGCAAACAGAAAAUUCACCAAAAACAAUUCUGAAAAAUCCAUGGCGCUACUGAGGACAGUAGUAAUUGUUGUCGGGGUUUUCAUUGCAUGCUGGUCCCCGCUCUUCAUUCUAUUGCUCCUUGACGUGGCCUGUAAGCCAAACAGGUGCAGCAUACUUUAUCAGGAAGAUUGGUUUAUUGCAGUUGCAGUCCUCAAUUCUGGCAUGAAUCCCAUUAUUUACACUCUGGCCAGCAAAGAGAUGCGCCGGGCUUUCUUCCGUCUCCUCUGUGGCUGCUUAGCCAAUACUAAAGUCUCAAAGGCCCUGCCAAUUCAAUCAGCUGCAGAUAACAGCAAAAGCAAGUCUAGUGGCAGUAAUCCACAGAAGCCAAAAGGAGAGCCCUCAGAAGUCACUAACCAUUUAAAGGAAAUCAAGACUUUUAAUUCAUGAACACCCAAAGGAGCAUUUUGACUAUUGGUGGCUUGUCUGCCUUAAUAUGCAGGACUGAGGUCUCAACUUAAUGAACUUAUAAUAUUAUUUUUAUGAAUUCUUAUUUCCUUAUAUGAAAGAUUGGUCCUUUCUUUUAGCUCUUGAACUUUGAAACGGAAUGCCCUUUACAAAAUUCUGAUAUUUGGCACUAAAACCACAAACCAAAGCUCAUACAUCAUAUAAUGACCAAAGAACUUCAGUUAUUGUUUAAAUAAAGUUCCUUGAUACAAUUCCCAUUUUGGUUGCGAUGAAAAUAUUUGAAGCGUUAGUCAUAAAUUCUAAUAUUUUAAUUUAAUAGAAAUGGUACUUUUUUAUUGUGAAAAUUAAGCUUGAAUUUUCAUGUUGCUACCCAUCCACUAUUUUUCCCAGGGUGUAAUGUUAUGGAUUCCACUGAAUUCAAACCCUAUGUCAUUUUUGAGACUCAUUUUAACCUCUCUGACAAAGGCCUACAGUUCUUGUUCUUAUUUACACUGGGAAACUAUCCACUACGCUUAUCAAUAGCAUGGGAAAGCCUUUGUCCUUAAAAUAGCUGGUCAACAUCAGAUCUUACUCAGGCAUAUGGUACAAUGGGUUCCCAUUGUUUUUUUUAUUGAAAAAUUUCUCAUAUACAUUGGAAAUCACAUAAUCCCUUUAAAAUUUUUAUACUGUAUAAUACUCACAAUUUGAAAGUGUCAUAUAUAGAACAUAUAUUAAUAGACUCAAUGUAAAUCAUUUAUCAUCCUUUAUCAUCAAGUGUGGAUUUUUUAUAUUUCUUCUCAAAGCCAAAAUCUAUUCAAAGUGUAACAAACAUCAGUCAAAUAUCUGCAGAAUGUAAUACCAUCCCACUCCAUACAUAACAAAAUAUUUGACCUAAUCUCUAAUCAGUAGAUACUGACAACUUGUUGAUUAAUUUAUUAAUUGGAUGUUAUAUCAUUCUAGUAAACUUCAUUAAAAGCAAUAAAACAAAAUUAGAGCUGUGAAAAAUAAAACUUUUCCAAUUUCUGUGUUUCUCGUGAAGAAACUGUGCCUCUGACCUUACUAGUACUGCUGCCUCUCCAGUCUAGACACAUAUUCACUUAAGCACAAAUGACAGCCAGCUUCCCUUUUGUAGCUAAGAAGUACAGUCUAAAGCAACGUGUCAAUCACUGUCAAAUUUACCACCUCUCCACCAUCAGCCCGUUACAAAAUAUUUACAGGGAAGGGGACAGUGCGGCUGUUGACCCCAAAUUUGAGAAGUGGUGAGGAAUUCAUAUCUCGUUCUUUUCAAAGGAAGACAGUGGAUCAGAUCUUGGUCUUAUGUUAUGGUGGAGAGUUGAUGACAUUGUGCUUUUUAUUCCCAUCGAAGAUCUCCAAGGGGUGCAGAGAAGGUUUAAUAGAAUGAUCCCCGGCUUCAAAGACUCCUGUUUUUGAAAAGGCCAGAAAAGCAAGCAUUGUUCUCCAAAGUUUGAAGUGUAGAGUAGAUUAGGCAAGAAGGUACAGUAGAUGGGAAGAAACAUUUUCUAUUAAGAAAAGACCUACAAUCUGAAGACAAAGAUUUAAGAUAAUUGCCAAAAGUGCCAGAGCUGGGAUUACUUAAUUUAGGCACCAUCUGUGAAUGCGCCAUGGCAAUUAUCCUAUGUAAAGGAUUAGAUUCCACAUACACUUUGUAACAAGGGUACUAUUUGUCAAAAAUAUGGUUUUGAUGAAUUCAUUGUUAAUUUAUAUGAAGAAAUCUCAAAAAACCACCAGGUAAAGAUGAAUGUGGGAGGUUUUAUCACCUGUUUUAGUUUAUCCAUUCAAAAGGAUGAAAUGCUGCUUCUCCCUAUACAUACACACUGAGCACAAUUGUUUCUUUUGUUUACCAACAGGGAAAAAAGAUUAUAAUUAUUUAAGAAACAAUAAAAUUUGGAAGUCAUUUUCAUGCAUCAAGCACAUUUUUGUAGGCCAUUUGCCCCGUCAGGUCUCGCUGCCACACCAUUAUGACUGAUUUAUGACCCCUCUCAGCCCCAUUCUCUACAUAACCUUUGACGUCCUUACUAAUCAAGAACUUAACAGCCUCUGCUUUAAAUAUAUCUAACAACCUGAUUUGCACAGCCAUCUGUGACAAUGAAAUCCGCAAAUGCACAAAUUCACCACACUUUGGCUGAAAAAAAAUCUUCUAAUUAUGUAAUAGAGAAAGAUUGAUAUAUUUCUCAAUGUUUUUUUUUUAACUAAUUUGAACCAAGUCUCUUUAUUUUCUUUGAAGAUGUGAAUAUAUCUUUUUCAUGGCAUAUAGUCUUUUAUAAAACCACAUUUAAGUUACUUUUUAAAGCUAAGUGGGAAAAAGUUCCUUUUAACACUACAGAUCUGCCUCUUCAGUAUUUGAAUGUCUUAUUGUUACUUCAAGCUAGAACUAAAGACAAAAUGUUCAAUGUGAAAUUAAACAAAGGCUUAGAUGCUGGAAGUCUAAAAUGAACAGAAAAUGGCUGGGAACCCUUUGCAGGUCAGGUAGCAUCAUUAUUCAGUGUGUUAGCAACUGUAUGAAAAUUUACCACUUCACCAUGCCUUUCACUGAAUUACACCUGACCACACUGGUUAUAUCCUUCAACAUGCUAAUUGUUUUGCUUCUUGUUGUUCUACAGUGUCUAGGCAUGUCAAAGUUAUUAUGACCUCCGGCUUUCUUUUAAUUUAAUUUCCAUUGGCAUUCUGAAAUCAUUAGUUUUCUUCUGAGCAAUAUUUAAAUGGAGCUUAAUUGGUCCACAUAUUUAUUUUGCUCAACUCAUUUUACGGCUGCUGAAUUACCACUGUAGGUUUGAUUGCUCCUGGUUCAACAUUAUUUUGUAUUCAUAAGUUAAAGUUUGUAGGUAUUUCAGAAGCAUGUCACCAUCACCAUCUCCAACCUCCUCUUUCCCUACCUCCAAAGUAUUAAAAUGUAAUUUCUGGAAGUCAAAGGGCAUCUAAUUCCUAAAUUAUUAGUAUGCCAGCAUUAUCUACUUGUAUUAUUGACAGUAGCAAUGUGCAUGUAAUUGUAACUGUCUUUUUACAAAAUGGCUUUCAGCUAUUUAAAAAGUAAUCAUGGCUGUGUAGAUUGCCAGAUAAUUGAAGGAAAUUAUAUUAUACAAUGUACUGUAGUUUCCAGUGACAUAAGUAAACCCAGUUUUACUAGUGUAUAAAACUGCUAGGGUACAAAUUAUGUGCUCUAGCUUCUAAAAUAAAGUUAUGCUAUUACUUGAUUUUGUGUUGUUUAUUUGAAAUUAGAUAUUUACAAUGAAAUCUAAUGAGAUCUUUGUAACA